Pollicipes pollicipes is the source of this 1182-nucleotide messenger RNA. Its product is annotated as myotubularin-related protein 10. The record is from RefSeq and is a predicted model, not a curated record. NCBI's taxonomy places the organism in Eukaryota, Metazoa, Arthropoda, Thecostraca, Pollicipedomorpha, Pollicipedidae. Gene Ontology annotation, cellular component: membrane; cytoplasm. Gene Ontology annotation, biological process: phosphatidylinositol dephosphorylation.
CCGUGAGCACGGUGAGACGUGCGAAGAUAUACGGCGGAACCGCGGCCCGAAACAUGUGGAGUGAACUUGAUAUGUAACUGUUGCGUAACUGGUUAUAACCAUGUGUUGUGUCUGGAAGCCAUGCACAACACUUGCCGUGGCUUCUGCUACGAGCGAGAGUGUGGCAUGAUCUGGCCAUGGUUUUGUAAGCAAUUUUGUGGUCUAAUCUGUCCAAGAUGACCAGAAGUUUCCGAAGUUACGUGGACCUUGAUGAAUACAUCGAUAAAAAUGGGUCGGCUUCGGAGAAGCCUGCCCAGCUGGAGCCACUGCUGCUGCCAGGGGAGGUGCUGGUGGCGUCGGCCGACGACGUGCUGCUGUACCUGCCGCUGUCGGAGCGGCCCGACGGCGUGCUCGGACGGCUGGUCGUCACCAACUUCAAACUGACAUUCCUGGAGGCGCGCAACCAGCAGGGCAGACUCGCGUCAAUGGAACAGCGCAACCUGCUUCUGGGACCACGAGAUAUCUGUUUGAUGAAUGUUGAUACUAUUCAUCAACUCCUGUCGUCCAGCGGAAAGACCAAACGGCUCUAUCCACGGUCCACUGUGCAAGGCAAGAUCAAGGGGAUCCAGAUACGAUGCAAGGAUUUUCGCCUGUUCACGUUCAGUCUGAAUCUGACAAGUGUGAACGAAGCCGUAGCGGUGACAAGCGCGUUGCUGAACCUCUGCUACCCGCAGUCCGUCCACCUCCUGUUCGCCUUCAGCUACCGGGGCGGGCCGGCCACCGGCGAGCUGUGCGACCUCGGCACGCCGGCCUACUGGCAGGCCGAGCUGCGGCGCACAGGCGCGCUCGGCUGGCGCGUCUCGCAGGCCAACGAGCUGUACCAGAUGUGCCGCAGCCUGCCCGAGGUGUUGGUGGUGCCCAAGGGUCUGCUCGACGCUGACCUGGUGGCGGCCAGCGGCCACUUCGUGGAGCGGCGGCCGCCCAUCUGGUGCUGGGGCAAUGCUGAGGGCGCUGCCAUCGUCCGGUCAGCCUACACGCACCCGGACAUGCGUAACAGCCCCCAGGAGCGGCGCCUGCUGGACGCCAUGCGCGCCUCGCAGCCCUUCAUGCGGGAGCCGGUGGUACAGGACGUGGGAGCUGCCUGCCCCACGGCGGGGGAGCUGCAGGAGAGCUACCAGCGGCUGCGGCAGCUCUGCUCGCCAG